Messenger RNA from Anoplopoma fimbria (sablefish), 705 nucleotides. It is a transcript of the gene gcgb, whose product is annotated as glucagon b. Gene Ontology annotation, molecular function: glucagon receptor binding; hormone activity. Gene Ontology annotation, cellular component: extracellular region. The record is from RefSeq and is a predicted model, not a curated record. NCBI's taxonomy places the organism in Eukaryota, Metazoa, Chordata, Actinopteri, Perciformes, Anoplopomatidae. Gene Ontology annotation, biological process: response to starvation. Bases 88 to 468 code for a protein of 126 amino acids. The transcript is spliced from 4 exons.
GCUUCAGAGGGAAGAAGGGCACCUAUCAACGUAUUUUACAAUCCUUCUCUCAGACGCUUGACAGCAAGGAGCACAGAGGCUCAAACAAUGAAAAGCGCUCACUCUUUGGCGGGAGUCCUGCUCCUCAUUGUGAUCCAAAGCAGCUGGCAGAUGCCUGACCAGGACACAGACCGAAACCCCAUCAUUUCUAGUCUAUUGGCUGAAAAUACAAUGCUGGCCGAACCCAUUGAGCUCCCAAACAUGAAGAGACAUUCGGAGGGAACAUUUUCCAACGACUACAGUAAAUAUCUGGAGACAAGAAGAGCACAAGACUUUGUCCAGUGGCUAAAGAACUCAAAAAGGAACGGGAGCCUGUUUAGACGCCAUGCAGACGGCACUUACACCAGUGAUGUAAGCUCGUACCUGCAGGACCAAGCAGUCAAAGAGUUUGUGUCCUGGCUGAAGACCGGCCGAGGCAGAAGAGAGUAAACUCAACCAACAGCUCCCUAAAUAAUACAACGAUUCACACUGACUCUGUGCUAUUAUAUGUUUCACAAUCUGUACUAGACUUUUUUCCUGGUCAUUCUAUUAAAUUCCCCUAAUAAUAAGCUCUGUCGGCCUUCGGUGGUUGAAGGAAAUGUUGUCAAAAUGCAAAAGGAACAGAAUGUUUGAAAUGAGUCUCAUUCAUAAAUGCUGUGUGAUUAUUUUUUUUAUCAAUCAUUCACA